Callithrix jacchus (white-tufted-ear marmoset) is the source of this 3219-nucleotide messenger RNA. RefSeq names its product elaC ribonuclease Z 2 (gene ELAC2). The record is from RefSeq and is a predicted model, not a curated record. Lineage: Eukaryota; Metazoa; Chordata; Mammalia; Primates; Cebidae. Gene Ontology annotation, biological process: mitochondrial tRNA 3'-end processing. Gene Ontology annotation, cellular component: mitochondrion. Gene Ontology annotation, molecular function: 3'-tRNA processing endoribonuclease activity.
AGAUCCAGGGGCGGGGCCGCUUGAGACGCUCUAGUAUUCCUCUACUCUAUGGCCGCUGCCAAUUGACAAGUCCCGAGCGGUAAGACUCCUUUCUACUGGAUGAUCAGCCUCGCGUAGGCGGGCAGCUCUGUGCACGGCGCGCUGAUUGGCUGGAUUCGCCAUGCGGAGCGGCUGGGCGGUGCAUGGGGCACGCGGACUGAGGUGACAGGCGACUUUCUCAGUUCUUGUGGAGACAGGCGCAUGUGGGCGCUUUGCUGCCUAUUGCGGUUCGCGGCUAGGCGCACCAUGUCGCAGGAGCGCACCUUGUCGCAGGGAUCUGCCCGCCGCCAGCGGCCGCCCAAGGACCCACUGCGGCACCUCCGCACGCGAGAGAAGCGCGGCCCGCCGGGGUGCUCUGAGAGCCCGAACACCGUGUACCUGCAGGUGGUGGCCUCCGGUCGCCGGGACGCGGGCGCCGCGCUCUACGUCUUCUCCGAGUACAACCGGUAUCUCUUCAACUGUGGAGAAGGCGUUCAGAGACUCAUGCAGGAGCACAAGUUGAAGGUUGCUCGCCUGGACAACAUAUUCCUGACACGAAUGCACUGGUCUAAUGUUGGGGGCUUAUGUGGAAUGAUUCUUACUUUAAAGGAAACCGGGCUCCCAAAGUGUGUACUUUCUGGACCUCCACAACUGGAAAAAUACCUCGAAGCAAUCAAAAUAUUUUCUGGUCCAUUGAAAGGAAUAGAACUGGCUGUGCGGCCCCACUCUGCCCCAGAAUACAAGGAUGAGACCAUGACAGUUUACCAGGUCCCCAUAUACGGUGAACCGAGGAGUGGGGAGCACCAACCAUGGCAGAGUCCAGAAAGGCCUCUGGGCAGGCUCAGUCCAGAGCGAUCUUCAGACUCCGAGUCCAGUGAAAAUGAGCAGCUCCUUCCACGUGGUGUUAGCCAGAGAAGAGGGGGCAGGGACCCUUCCCUGGUGGUAGCUUUCAUCUGUAAGCUUCACUUAAAGAAAGGAAACUUCUUGGUGUUAAAAGCAAAGGAGCUGGGCCUCCCAGUUGGGACAGCUGCCAUCGCUCCCAUCAUUGCUGAUGUCAAAGACGGGAAAAGCAUCACUCAUGAAGGAAGAGAGAUUUUGCCUGAAGAGCUGUGUACUCCUCCAGAUCCUGGUGCUGCUUUUGUGGUGGUAGAAUGUCCAGAUGAAGGCUUCAUUCAACCCAUCUGUGAGAAUGCCACCUUUCAGAGGUACCAAGGAAACGCAGAUGCCCCUGUGGCCUUGGUGGUUCACCUGGCCCCAGAAUCUGUGCUUGUGGAUAGCAGGUACCAGCAGUGGAUGGAGAGGUUUGGGCCUGACACCCAGCACUUGGUCCUGAAUGAAAACUGUUCGUCAGUUCACUGCGUUCGCAGCCACAAGAUCCAAACCCAGCUCAACCUCAUCCACCCGGACAUCUUCCCCCUGCUCACCAGUUUCCCCAGUAAGGAGAGCCCCAUCCUCAGUGUGCCUGUGGUUCGGGGUGAAUGCCUCCUCAAGUACCAGCUCCGUCCCAGGAGGGAGUGGCAGAGAGAUGCCAUUAUUACUUGCAAUCCUGAGGAAUUCAUAGCCGAGGCACUGCAGCUUCCCAACUUCAAGGAAAGUGUGCAAGAGUACAGGAGGGGUGCACAGGAUGGCCCAGUCCCGGCAGGUGAGGGGGGCCCAGGAGGAGUGCACAGGACAGCCCAGCCCCAGCAGGUGAGGGGGGCCCAGGAGGAGUGCACAAGAUGCCCAGCCCCAGCAGAGAAAAGUCCAUACCCAGAAAUCGUCUUCCUUGGAACAGGGUCUGCCAUCCCGAUGAAGAUUCGAAAUGUCAGUGCCACGCUUGUCAACAUUAGCCCCGACACAUCUCUGUUGCUGGACUGUGGUGAGGGCACAUUUGGGCAGCUGUGCCGUCAUUACGGAGACCAGGUGGACAGGGUCCUAGGCACUCUGGCUGCUGUGUUCGUGUCCCACCUGCAUGCUGAUCACCACACGGGCUUGCUAAAUAUCUUGCUGCAGAGAGAACGAGCCUUGGCAUCUUUGGGAAAGCCAUUUCGCCCUUUGCUCGUGGUUGCCCCCACACAGCUCAAACCCUGGCUGCAGCAGUACCACAACCAGUGCCAGAAGAUCCUGCACCACAUCAGUAUGAUUCCUGCCAAAUGCCUUCAGGAAGGGGCUGAGAUCUCCAGUCCCGCAAUGGAAAGACUGAUCAGUUCGCUGUUGAGAACGUGUGAUUUGGAAGAGUUUCAGACCUGUCUGGUGCGGCACUGCAAGCAUGCGUUUGGCUGUUCGCUGGUGCACACCUCUGGCUGGAAAGUCGUCUAUUCCGGGGACACCAUGCCCUGCGAGGCUCUGGUCCGGAUGGGGAAAGAUGCCACCCUCCUGAUACAUGAAGCCACCCUGGAAGAUGGUUUAGAAGAGGAAGCAGUGGAAAAGACACACAGCACAACCUCCCAAGCCAUCAGCGUGGGAAUGCGGAUGAACGCAGCAUUCAUCAUGCUGAACCACUUCAGUCAGCGCUACGCCAAGGUCCCCCUCUUCAGCCCCGACUUCAACGAGAAAGUGGGAAUUGCCUUCGACCACAUGAAGGUCUGCUUUGGAGACUUUCCAACAGUGCCCAAGCUGAUACCCCCACUGAAAGCCCUGUUUGCUGGCGACAUCGAGGAGAUGGAGGAGCGCAGGGAGAAGCGGGAGCUGCGGCUGGUGCGGGCAGCCCUCCUGUCCAGGAAGCUGGCAGGCGGCCUGGAGGAUGGGGAGCCCCAGCAGAAACAGGCCCACACAGAGGAGCCACAGAGCAAGAAGGUCAGAGCCCAGUGAAGAGCUGGAAGUGACCCUGGACUCUGAAGGCUGUGUGUCUCCUGUCUCACACACUCCCUUGUAUCUGCCCUCCUUGCUGGUAGAAGCUGGACGGUCCACCCAGGAGGCAGCUCAGGAUGGGUGGUAUGGAGUUGUGCCAAGGUUGGACUCCCAGAUAAGCACUGGUCCAUAGACACCUCUUAUAACUUGUGUCUGGCAGAGCCGCGGAACAGGAGGCUGCUACACGGAAACAAGCAAAUGAACUAAUUCCAUUGCAAGGCAGUUUUUCAGGAAGUCAUGGAGACACAGACAGCAGAGUGAUUCCCCUGGACACCAGAGACAAGCCACGCAGCAAGAACACUGGGUCUAAGGGUCCGAGACCCAACGAGAAUAGUAUUUCAGCUUCAAUAAAGAUUGAGUUUGGAAUUGUGA